Molecule: messenger RNA, 4829 nt
Organism: Chelmon rostratus (copperband butterflyfish)
Lineage: Eukaryota; Metazoa; Chordata; Actinopteri; Chaetodontiformes; Chaetodontidae
Product: cytosolic phospholipase A2-like
Exons: 19
Coding region: 430-2679 (749 amino acids)
Biological process (GO): glycerophospholipid catabolic process
Cellular component (GO): cytosol; endoplasmic reticulum; nucleus
Molecular function (GO): calcium ion binding; calcium-dependent phospholipid binding
Source: RefSeq, a predicted model, not a curated record
AGAGGUGGAGCGGGUGGUCGGCUGCUGCCGCUUUCCCCGCUGAAUUGAACUCUGACCCUUUCUCGGAGUUCUCCCCAACUCUUUCCCGCUUGUCAUGCGUUUUAAACUAACAAUUUAAGAUGGAAGUUGUUCUUGGCCUCUCCGCGCAGUUCGUGUUUGUUUGACUUUUCUUUUGACUCGGUGGCACCGCGGGCUGCGCUCCUCCUGACUGCCGGGUGUGCGUAUCGUACAUCUGCCGAGAAGCACCUCCUAUUUCGCUGUGGAACGAUAUUCUCGAUCAGCAUGAUACUUUUCGCAGGAUUUGUGAGUUGAUGGCCCUUUCCCGACCGAGGCUCCAAAUGCUCCAGUUCUUGACUGAGAUGUUCUCCUGACUUAAAGGUCACAUCCUGACGAAGGCUUUUUCAAUAAUUACUCACCUGACAACACACAAUGGCUUCCAAUAUAAUCGUGGAACAGCAGUUUUCUCACAAAUUCACAGUGACGGUCGUUCGAGCCGAGAGCGUCACCAAGGGAGCGCUGGGUGACCUGUUGGACACCCCGGAUCCAUAUGUGGAGCUAUUCAUCCCGACCGCCCCAGAGAGCAGAAAGAGGACCAAGCACAUAGACAACGACAUCAACCCAAAAUGGAACGAGACCUUUACCUUCAUAUUAGACCCCAACCAGCAGAACGUCCUGGAGCUAACAUUAAUGGACGCCAAUUACGUGAUGGAUGAGACACUCGGGACUGCAUCUUAUGACAUCGCCAUGCUCAGCGUAGGACAGACAAAGAUGGAGUCUUUCCUCAUUGGCAAAGCAACCAAAGUAUACUUAGAGAUGUCCCUGGAGAUCUGUACCAACCUGGACCUGCGGUUCAGCCUGGCCCUGUGUGACAAAGAGAAGCAGUUCAGACAGACCCGCAGAGAAAGAGUGAUGCUGGGCAUCAAGAAGCUGCUGGACAUGGAGAAGCCUCGCUUCCUGCCCAGCUCUCCAGAGGAGGUGCCAGUGAUUGCCAUAGCGGGCUCAGGAGGUGGUUUCCGUGCCAUGGUCGGCUUCUCAGGUGUGAUGAAAGCCCUGUUUGAGUCUGGGGUCCUGGAUUGUGCCACAUAUAUCGCCGGCCUCUCCGGAUCCACAUGGUACAUGUCCACUCUCUACUCCCACUCAGACUUUCCAAAUAGGGGUCCAAAGGACAUCAACAAGGAGCUGAUGAACAGAGUUAGCAGUAACCCUCUGAGGCUGUUGCUUCCCCAACACAUCACCAACUACAUCCAGGCCCUCUGGACCAAAAAGGCCACAGGGCAGCCUGUUACCUUUACCGAUAUCUUUGGUAUGCUCAUAGGAGAGACACUUAUACCUGCGAGGAUGGACAUUAAGCUGAGCAGCAUCCAGGAGAAAAUAAACCAGGCCCAGAGUCCUCUUCCUCUCUUCACAUGUCUGCACGUCAAGCCCGAUGUUUCUGAGCUCAUGUUUGCAGACUGGGUGGAGUUCAGCCCGUAUGAAAUUGGGAUGGCAAAGUACGGCACCUUCAUGACCCCCGACCUGUUUGGAAGCAAGUUCUUCAUGGGAACUGUUGUCAAGAAGUACGAGGAAAACCCUCUUCAUUUUCUGAUGGGUGUGUGGGGCAGCGCCUUCUCCAUUCUGUUCAACAGAGUGCUGGGAGUCAAAGACACAGCUGGUGGCAGCACCAUGGAGGAGGAGUUAGAGCAGAUCAAACCGCAGCACAUCGUCGGAGAAGACAGUCUUGACAAUGACGACGAGCCACGUAAAGGUGGGACAGAGAACCAGGAGGCAGAGGACGAGUUCCAUCGCACCGCUCAGGCUAGCUGGGUUCAGCGAAUGUUCACCUCGCUCUUCAGCGACUCUGCCUUAUUCAACACGAGAGAGGGCCGAGCCGGGAAGGUUCAUAAUUUCAUGUUGGGCCUGAACCUGAACACCAACAUCCCGUUCUCUCCAGUCAGUGGGGUCACGUGCCACGCCCCUACACCUGAGGAGGACGUGGAUGCCGUCACAGACCCAGACGAGUUCGAUCGUAUUUACGAGCCUCUGGAUGUAAAGAGCAAGAAGAUCCAUGUAGUGGACAGCGGCCUGACUUACAACCUUCCCUACCCCCUCAUCCUGCGGCCGCAGCGUGGUGUCAACCUCAUCAUCUCCUUCGACUUUUCUGCAAGACCCAGCGACUCCAGCCCCCCAUUCAAGGAGCUCCUGCUGGCAGAAAAGUGGGCUCGAAUGAACAAGCUUCCUUUCCCCAAAAUCGACCCCAAAGUCUUUGACCGCGAGGGCCUGAAGGAGUGCUACGUCUUCAAACCGAAAAAAGGCGAAAAGAACUGCCCGACGGUCAUCCACUUUGUCCUGGUUAACAUCAACUUCAGGAAAUUCAAGGCACCUGGUGUCCCCAGAGAGACUGAGAAGGAGAAGGAACUGGCUGAUUUUGACAUUUUUGACGACCCUGAGUCACCAUUCUCCACGUUUAACUUCCAGUACUCCAACGAGGCCUUCACCAGACUCCAUGACCUAAUGGAGUUCAACACACUCAACAACCUGGAGGUGAUCAAAGAAGCCAUCAAGGACUGCAUCGUGUCCCGGAAGGAGAAUCCCUCGUGCCUCUCCCUUCCCUUCUCCCUCAGUGAGAUCCCGAAAAAGAAGUUUCUCAAACGGGAUCCUCGGGUAAAACCCUGGAGUCACCUGGGAAACGACGACCAGUAGCCUGAUCUGAGACUUUGGAUAAAGUGGACUGUAGGGAUUUUUGUAGAUUCUGACUUAAAAUAAAGCAUUUUCUUUUUGGAAAAUGCUAUCGCGUUGAUCUCUUUUCUGCAUACUUUUAAUCAUACUUUAAAUUUUGGAAAGAACCAUAACGUUUAUUUUUAAAAGCCUUGUGAUUGCAGUCAUUUACGACAGGGUGAGAGCUUUCGUCUGCUGGGAAAACUGAUGCUGUGUAUUGAGCGCAGACAGCUGAUGUCUGUGCUUCCCUGCUGCCUGUGAGAAAGAUAGGAUGUGGAGAAUGACCGCUCACUGAACAAUGCAAUGUGACUGGAGUUGCAGCUAACAUCUGCCUCCGUCACAAACAGCGGGAGACGUCUGUGUGCUCAUUCACUUCACUUCCAUACAUCAUGUGAAUAUUCCAGCUGCUGCAUGAGGACACCUCUUGAUGCCUGGAGCAAAAGCUGCGUUUGCAUCUUUCCUGUGACUUUUUGACGCUGAGCUGUGUGAAUGUGCUGUAAGAAGCCUCACCUGUACUGUACCUGUUUGUCAGCUGAGCUCUUUCCCCAUUGAACGUGACACUGCAGAGCAUGCAGAUCGGCGUGUUUUUGUUUUUCUUCGCCGGAUGGCCCGUCUAAACACGUAAUCCUGCUUGAAAACAUGGAAGAGGGGCUUGUAACCAUUGGUUUUGUUUGAUGACAGCUCCUACACACGCCAGGUGCACCCCCCCUGGAUACCUCAAACAUCUCAAUGAUGCUUAUCCACCUACAGCGAAGGAGCACUCCCUGCUCCCCCGUAGGGUGUGUCUCUUAUUAAAGCCACCAUUUUGGAAAAACAAAACUUGAUACCAUAGAAACGGCGCCGCUUCUUCUCUCCCUCUCCCUCUCUCCAUUGGCAUAAAGGUGUGUUUAUUUUCCUGACCAUGUUGUUUCAGCCUGCCUUUCAGAUACCGGCGCAGGUUUGUUUUUCUCGGGCCAUUUCCUCCCCCAGCAAACCCGACUCGCUGCAGGUGAAGUGGAGCUUAUGUCAGAGCGAGGGAAGGCUGGGUGGAGUGGAGAGAAUCACGAGACCCGCUCGCAGCUGGGAAUGGUGGCUCUCUGCAGCACACAGUGGAAUUUUACACACUACACCUACACCUGCAGCAGUGGAGGCCUGGAAUCUGACACACUACACCUAUACUCGCAGGGGCCCGAAGGCUGCACACACAGCAGUGGAAUUUUACACUGGAGCACUUCCGACCCCUCUAUGCUCAUGUUUCACCCCCCCUUCAGUCUGAGACAACAAAAAAAGGUGUUCUGCAGUCUCGCUGCAGGGAUUCAUGACCGACAAACCUUUGCAACUUUAUGCCUUUCUGUUGAUUUUUUAGCACGUCAUUUGUGCCCAUAGCAUUCCUUUAUGUUUGCAGAGUAUGUUUAUUUGCUUUUGUUUAUUAUACCACUCAUAUCUGACUGUUACAUGUGUCAGUGGUUCCUGUUCCUGUUUCAACUCGGCUCCCUAUUAGCCUACAGCCAGUUAGCUUAGCUCAGCAUGAAGACUGCAAAAGGGAAAACAGCUAGCUUGGCUUUGUCCAAAUGUACAAAAACUGCAAUGUAUUAAAAGAUAUCAUGUGGAUUGAGUUUUAAAGUUGCCAGUAGAUUCAUUUUCUUCCCUUGGGAACAGGCAGGCUAGCUGUUUCCCCUUGUUUUCAGUCUUUAAGCUAAGCUAAGCUAAGAAGUCACUGCCUGGAAUGGAGAGAUGUGAGAGGGGUAUCGAUCUUUCCGUUGUGGCUAAUUCGCAAAAAAGCCUUUUGGCAUAUCUCCCUUCUUUAAGACAAAGUGUAUCCUCAAAGCUUUGUGCAAUAAAACAAGCAUUGGUCAUUUUAUGAAGACGUCUCGUCAAACUCUGAGUUGCCAUGUUACACUUUUAUUUUUCUUUGUAGUGUACGGUUAGCUAACGGUUAGCAUUCAUGAGCUGUAGCAACUUGAUUUUCUAAUAUUUUUUUUGUCAUAUUACAUUUUUAAGUUCUUUGAUAAUGUUUACAAAUGUGUAAGAUGCUAAACGGUCAGUUCUGUGUGCAGAAAUACUCCAGUGAUCAUUAACUGUUUGGAUUUUAACUGGCAAAGCAUGUCAUACAUAAUGUUUAUGUGCAACGAAAAAGAACGAUAAUAAAAGAGAGA